GAAGUAGAGCAGGUACCAGCAAUUUUGAGAGCAAGAAAAAUGAAGCUCCCUGUUUUUGUAGUAGAUGCAUUUACAGCAAAAGCAUUUCAUGGAAAUCCUGCCGCUGUUUGCCUCCUAGAAAAUAAAUUGGAUGAAGACAUGCAUCAAAAAAUUGCAAGAGAAAUGAACCUCUCUGAAACUGCUUUUAUCCGAAAACUGCACCCCACUGACAACUUUACACAAAGUUCCUGCUUUGGAUUAAGGUGGUUUACGCCAGCGAGUGAGGUUCCCCUCUGCGGCCACGCUACCCUGGCUUCCGCGGCUGUGCUGUUUGACAAAAUAAAAAAUGUGAAUAACACUCUAACCUUUGUCACUCUGAGUGGGGAACUGAAGGCCAGAAGAGCAGAGAACAGUAUUAUCCUGGAUCUACCUCUUUAUCCUGCCCACCCGCAGGACUUCCAUGAAGUGGAGGACUUGAUAAAGACUGCCAUAGGUGAUACCCUAGUCCAAGACAUCUGCUAUUCUCCAGGUACCCGAAAACUCCUUGUCCGGCUCAGUGAUACUUACAAGAGGUCAUUCCUGGAGAACCUGAAGGUGAACACACAGGAUCUGCCGCAAGUGGAAAACACAGGGAAGGUGAAAGGACUCAUUCUCACCCUUAAAGGAGAGCCUGGAGGGCAGACCCAAGCAUUUGAUUUUUACUCCAGAUAUUUUGCACCCUGGGUUGGUGUGGCUGAAGACCCUGUAACAGGAUCUGCACAUGCUGUUCUCAGCAGCUACUGGUCCCAGCAACUGGGGAAGAAAGACAUGCAUGCCUUUCAGUGUUCCCACCGAGGAGGAGAGCUGGAGAUUUCACUGCGUCCUGAUGGACGGGUUGACAUUAGGGGCAGCACUGCUGUUGUUCUAGAGGGCACACUGACAGCCUAGAGGUGGUUGUGGUUCGAUGCUGCGAUUUUGAAUGACUAAGUAUUUUCUGCACAAAAAGAAAUGUAAGCAGCUGCCUUUACCAAACUUGCAGAGCAGUUCACUUCAUCCUCAUGUUAGAAAUAGAAAAAUGAAGACAUAUUAAUGGAAAUUUCAUCGUGCUUCCUGACUAAUUAAUUAAUGGAGUUUUGGCUCUGCCCGUGAGUGUAUUUGACAUAGAAGUAACCAGUAACAAAGAAUGAUGUUGUCACCUUCGAUUAUGACUACCAAUCACAGAUGAGGAGUACAUUUAUGAGGAGUAAGAUCAAACCAUUUAAACUUAGGUAUGAGUAUCUGAUAGACUAUUUUGUAGCCAUUAAAAAGACGCAAUAACUAUGUGGAAAUAUUGGAAAGUAUCUCAUGACACAAUACUAAGAAAGGGAAUUACAGUGGACUACAAAAUGUUGGCAAUGUUAUGUUUAUAUCUAUGGACAAUAUGAAUGUAUAUGGACUAAGAUGGGUCAUGAAGAUAGAAAGGUGACAACUGUUCAUAUGUGUGCGUGUGUGGGGGUAAGAUUGGGAGUCAUUAAAUGUACCUAAAAAAUUAUUUCCCUUAUUGGAACACACUCAUGUUCAAUAACUAAAAAAUCAGGACAUAUAACAGAAUAACCCAAAAACCCAGAUAUUUCAAAAAAUGUAUAUGUAUUACUGUGGUGAUAAAAUUAAACACUAAAAGCAAUAUAAUAUCUUUAUCUUGAUGUAUAGUUUUAGAGUGUAACUUAAAAAGC
Messenger RNA from Callorhinus ursinus (northern fur seal), 1670 nucleotides. RefSeq names its product phenazine biosynthesis like protein domain containing (gene PBLD). Gene Ontology annotation, molecular function: isomerase activity. Gene Ontology annotation, cellular component: cytoplasm. Gene Ontology annotation, biological process: biosynthetic process. Lineage: Eukaryota; Metazoa; Chordata; Mammalia; Carnivora; Otariidae. The record is from RefSeq and is a predicted model, not a curated record.